AUGCCUUUCUUCCCUCAAGCAUACCUAUCACCGGACAUUGGAUUCUUCCAGCUCCUAUCCGAGUUAGAUCAAGCCUCCCACCCUCAACACACGCAAAAGCAAGCACCAGGCUGCGCAACUCGCUGCCACCCACGCCAACAACAACAUGAAGAGACCUUCACCCCUCGCUUCGACGUAACCGAAACUGCAACCAGCUAUGAGAUCUUCGGUGAACUCCCAGGUCUCGAACAAAAGGACUUGAACAUCGAAUUCACAGAUGCACAAACAAUCGCCAUCAAGGGCAAGACAGUACGAGCUGGAACAUCCAUCCCUGAAGCAGAGACUGCACAAACACCAACCACACCCGUCGAAGCAGAGAAGGACAGCGAAACAUCCUCUGUGAAGUCGCAGUCUGCAACCGUCGAGGAUGACUACGAUGAAGCCGACACCCCUCUUUCUCCUACACCAGCCACCACCGCUACCGUCGCUGCACCAGCAGAGAAGAAAGCCGAAGCCCCCAAGCCGAAAUUCUGGGUCUCUGAACGCAAGGUUGGAAACUUUUCACGCAGCUUCUCUUUCUCUCACCGUAUUGAACAUGAUGGUGUUCAGGCUUCUUUGAAGAAUGGUAUCUUGCACGUUGUUGUGCCGAAGGUUACGAAGUCUGGAAGGAUCGCUGUUAAUGUAUAUAAGACUCUCUGA
Messenger RNA from Hymenoscyphus albidus, 678 nucleotides. The record is from the annotation of a GenBank genome assembly. Lineage: Eukaryota; Fungi; Ascomycota; Leotiomycetes; Helotiales; Helotiaceae.